Messenger RNA from Eruca vesicaria subsp. sativa (arugula), 2502 nucleotides. The record is from the annotation of a GenBank genome assembly. Lineage: Eukaryota; Viridiplantae; Streptophyta; Magnoliopsida; Brassicales; Brassicaceae.
AUGGGAAAAGGUAGAGUCAAGGCAGUGGAGAAAAGGGUUUUAGAUCAGAAACUCAAAGGAUCGGUUAAUGUCCGUUCUGGACCGGUUUAUUAUCCGACCGAAGAUGAAUUCAAAUACCCAUUAGAGUAUAUUUACAAGAUCAAGGCAGAAGCAGAGGUUUAUGGGAUCUGCAAGAUUGUUCCUCCCAGUAGCUGGAAACCUCCUUUUGGUUUCCGACAAAGACGCAAGAGUCGUCCUGCUUCUUGUAACUCGAAGACGUUUCAGUUGGAGUUCAAUAGGUUUUUGGAGGAGCAGUUAGGUAAGAAUCUAAAGAAGAGAGUUAUCUUUGAAGGAGGUGAUUUGGAUCUCCGUAAGCUGUUCAAUGCGGUGAAGAGGUUUGGGGGUUAUGAUAAGGUUGUCAAGGGGAAAAAAUGGGGUGAAGUUUAUCAGUUUAUGAGCUCUAGUGAAAAGAUCUCCAAGUGCGCUAAGCAUGUUUUGUGUCAGUUGUAUAAGGAGAAUUUGCAUGAUUUUAAGAACUAUCACAGCCUGAUGAAUGCAGAUCCUGCAAAGGAUUGCAAAAGAUUGAUGAAAAGAAAUGCUGAUGUAACAAAACCCAAGGUGGAAAUUGAGGAAGAGAUUGAUCAAGCAUAUGAGCAAUGCAAAAGUGACAAGCAUGGUGAAGUGAUGCUAUUGUGUGAUAGUUGUAAUAAAGGCUGGCAUAUAUAUUGUCUCUCACCACCAUUGAAGCAUAUCCCACCUAGGAAUUGGUAUUGCCUUGAUUGCUUAAACACUGAUGAAGACACUUUUGGCUUUGUUCCCGACAAAUCCUUGUUGCUUGAAGAUUUCAAGCGCAUUGCUGAUCGUGCCAAACGGAAGUGGUUUGGUUCAGGGCCAGCGUCUAGGACGCAGAUUGAGAAAAAGUUUUGGGAAAUAGUAGAAGGGUCAGGGGUUGAGGUUGAAGUUAUGUAUGGUAACGACUUGGAUACUUCUGUUUAUGGGAGUGGUUUUCCUAGAGUAGGCGACAGAAGACCAGAAUCAGUUGAGGAAAAUGUUUGGAAUGAAUAUUGUGGUAGCCCUUGGAAUCUCAAUAACAUGCCUAAGUUGAAAGGAUCUAUGCUUCAGGCGAUUCGGCAUAACAUCAAUGGUGUUACAGUGCCUUGGCUAUAUCUUGGAAUGCUCUUCUCUUCUUUUUGUUGGCAUUUUGAAGACCAUUGUUUUUACUCUGUGAAUUAUCAUCACUGGGGAGAAGCAAAAUGUUGCUAUGGUGUACAAGGCAGUGCUGCAAGUGCUUUCGAAAAGGUCAUGCGGAAAACCCUACCUGAUCUCUUUGAUGCUCAGCCAGAUUUACUCUUUCAACUGGUUACUAUGUUGAGUUCGACUGUCUUACAAGAACAUAAAGUUCCAGUCUUCACAGUAUUACAGCCUGGAAACUUUGUGAUCACGUUUCCAAAAUCCUUCCAUGCUGGAUUCAAUUUCGGUUUAAAUUUUGCAGAGGCCGUCAACUUUGCCACCGCCGAUUGGCUACCUUAUGGUGGUUAUGGGGCGGAGCUGUAUCGACUGUACCGUAAACCUGCAGUAAUAUCUCAUGAAGAGCUUCUCUGUGUGGUAGGUAAAGAAACAAUGAGUUUGUUGGGAAACUGCUGCGAUGGCAAAGGGUCAAUGUAUUUGAAGAAAGAAUUGCUCAGAAUAUAUAGCAAAGAAAAAACUUGGAGAGAGCAACUCUCAAAAAGUGGUAUUUUGAGAUCUUCUCCUAUGUUUCUGCCUGAAUGCCCUGAUUCUGUGGGCAUCGAAGAGGAUACUACAUGCAUCAUCUGCCAACUGUUUCUCCAUCUUUCUGCUAUCAUUGGCAAGUGUAGGCCAUCCGUUUUUUCUUGCUUGGAGCACUGGAAGCACCUUUGUGAGUGUGAACCUCCAAAACUGCGCCUGGUAUAUCGUUAUACCCUUGCAGAGUUGCAUGGAAUGGCACAAGAAGUUGAAAAGUCUGGUGACUGCAAAACUCAAGAAACCAAAAGUUCACAACGGCCGAGUUCAGGCACCAAACAAUCAGGUGCUUCUAACAAAAAGGAGGGAAUGCAAGUUUGUCAGGCACGACCAGCUGAAGAUUGGCUUCGUCGAGCUUCAAAGGUUCUCCAUGAUGUCUUUUCCAGUGUUGAAUAUGCCACUCUUUUGAAGGAAGCAGAACAGUUUCUUUGGGGUGGAUCAGGAAUGGACCGGCAAAGAUCUGAAGCUCUUGGCGACUGUCUUUCAAAAGUCGAAGGCAAAUUCAACAAUGAUCCAGACAAAGUACACUUGGAGUUCAUCGAUGAGUUGCUGAAAGUUGACCCCGUUCCUUGCUUUCAGUCUUGUUAUCUUAAAUUGAAGGACUAUGCUGAAGAGGCUGGGAAAUUGUCUGUGAAAAUCGACUUUACUCUAUCAAGUAGCCCAACGAUCACCCAGUUGGAGCAGUUGCAUUCCGAAGUCUCCAGUUCACCAAUCUCCCUAACAAAACACAAGAUCUUGUCAAAGAAAAUCUCUUCCGCAAAG